This is a messenger RNA of Leptomonas pyrrhocoris, 3177 nucleotides long. RefSeq lists its product as hypothetical. The transcript has a single exon. Lineage: Eukaryota; Euglenozoa; Kinetoplastea; Trypanosomatida; Trypanosomatidae. Bases 79 to 3177 code for a protein of 1032 amino acids. The record is from RefSeq and is a predicted model, not a curated record.
GUCUUUUUUUAAUUAUACAUCUUCCUUGUCCACUGCGCAAGGUGGAGGGGUGAGAAACAAAGAGCAUUCCUCAAGAAGAUGUCUGUGCGAACGUAUUGCGUCAUUCCGCACUGCGCACGCGAGGACACAAACUUCUUCCAAGGCGUCUUCGAAGAUGGCAUACGGGUGCUCUACCAAGGUCGGCUGCAGUCCCUUCUGUUCUCGCACGUUCUCAGUCCCGCCCACGACUACGUGAAGCACAUCAACGGACCUCUUCUCGCGGCUCUCCGGGAAGGCGGCAACGCAACGCUUGUCGUUGCUACACCGAACUCCGAACUCGUUUCUUCGUUUUCGGCAGCGGCGUCCUCGGCAACCACUGCCCCACUUCCCUUCUCCAAAAAUGCCGGCAUCGCCGAGGUUACCUCCACCACCAUGGGCCUCUACCGACAGCUUUUUCCCUUGCUGUUCCGCAACUUAGAAAACUGUGCGGUGGCGCGGCUAUCCGUGGUGACGGCCUCUGCCACGGAGCGCGUGCUGCUGGACAACCUGCACGAUGGCCGUCGCAUUCGAGACGUCACCGAGGCGCAGCACCUCACGCUGCACCGGCGCACCUCGGCAACGGGGUGGGGCACGCUGCUGCAGCUGCUCGAGGAGCGUCACGCCGCGAUGGAGGAGUCGACGACGUCGCUGGAGGGACAAACGGCCUGCGUCGUCACGGUGGACUUCGACGGCUACGGUCGACUCGUGGUGGUGGACACGGCGAGCUCGCAGGAGCUGCUGCAGCAACUGACGCUGCUCCUCGGCAUGGAUGGGGCGGGGGAUCAGCGCACCUACCCACCGCACACGCCUCUGCGUGACUUGUUGCUACGGAACUUCACGCCGCAGGCCACGGUGCAGGUGGUGUGCCUGCCCGCCCCACAGGACACAACACGACAGACAAUGCGCGUAUUACACUUUGGGUCCACCGUCGAGGCGUGGCGGAUCAACGAGACCAGCGACAUCGGCGGCCACAACGGCAGGGAGAACUUUUCCAGGUAUUUUGCAGCGUCAUCAACGAAUACUGCCGACGAGGGGGCUGGGGUGUCGAGGGGACCGCCGAAGCUGUUUUCACGCCCUGCCGCGCCGCCGUCUGUCUCCUUUGACGGAGAGGGUAGACCCCACCGCGGGAAUGGUGCGGAGCGACCGCACGACAACAACAACGACACAGUGAGUGGUGUGAGUGGCCCGCCACGAAACACAAGCCAUGUGGACAGCACAGGAGAAGGACCUGAGGGCCCGAAUAGCAGCAGUCGCAGCAGCAUCACUUCUACUUCAGGAUCGGGGCUGCAGAAACAUGUGGGUCAAGCAGAACGCGGCACCUCGGCCAUUAACAGCAGCAGUCAUCAUCGCGAGUCCACGCCCGCACAGCUGCCGCCUUCGAGUGUAACCACCGCAGACGGCGGACAGCAACGAGCGCGAGAGGCGCAGCUGAGGCGACGAGUAGCGAUGCUUGAAGCACAGGUGCAAGACAUGGAGACGAGCAGCCAAGCGCUGAAAGCAAGACGUGACGAGGCGGUGCGGGCGAAGGAGCGCGUUGAACUGGAGCUGCGAAGCAAGUCGCGUUUGUGGGUCGACCUUCAGCGUGCGCACAGUAAGGCCAAACAGGAAAAUGCCGACUACGCGCAACUGGUGCAGAAACUGCUGCAGCAGGUUCGCGUGCUCGAAAAGGACACAAGUCGGCAGAAGCGGCAGGACUCGGCGGUGGUGCGGGAGCUCCGGCAGGUGCGGGAGGAGAAGAGUGAACUGGAGGCGCAGUUGACGCGACUGCGCAAGGAGGUGAUGCUGUUUCGCCGGGACGCCACCUACCGCGCACGGGAGGCGACACUGUCGAGAAUUGUGCCGAAUGAGCUCUCGGUGCCGUCGCACGGAUCUACCAGAGCAGCAGGGGCGCCUCAGCGGCAACAAGCAUCUCUCGUGUCGUCCACAGCUUCUUCCGUGGCGCGUACAGGGAAGGACAGCGGCGGAGGUCCAGCGGUGCAGCGGAACAGCAGUAGGCGCCGCUCUUUACCUCGUGCGCGCCGGCUGUACGACACCGCCACCGACGUCGAGGAGGAGAAGAGCGCUAAUUUGUUGAGCAAUGGCAGCAGCGGAGGCAACGCUGACACGACUGCGGAGCACAGCCCUGCGCGGCAUCUCGCCCCAUCGCUGCACCCAUCUGCACCGGGGCAGCGAGUGACGGAUAUCGCGCUGGAGGAACUCCGCUGGCGCAACCGGCAUCUGGAGCAGGAGGUGGCGCGGCUGCAGGAGCGUUUGCUCCGCUCGCUCACGGCGGCGACGGCGGCGGACGCCCCUCUGGGUGGACGGGCAUCGCCAUCGUCUCCGACGCCGCCACUGGCAGACGGUGGUGACGUGCCUUUGACCACAUGCAAAAUGUGCGACGUUGUGCGAGAACGCGUGGAAUACUUUCAGAAGGAGUUGGCCCACGUGCGAGAUGAGAAGGAUCGCUUGCUGGACCUCUUGCAAAACUCGCCCACGUCGGCAGCCGCGGUGUCAGGAAGAGGUCAAUCGACGCGUGGCGACGACACGGCGUCUGAGGCGAGCACGGCAGUCGGGGAAGGGGCGGUGAAGGAUGGAAGGACAGUUCACGCGUAUCGCGGCAACGGUGGCCUCCACAACUCACCUGCCCACAAGGGCUCCUCGCUCUCGCUUUCUUUUCUGCAAGCAGAGAACACUGCGACGCGCGGCGUGGCGGCGGCUCUCCUGGCUGGGUGUGCCUCUUUACAGGCUCAACUGGAGUGCGCACAGGCCGCCCUCAAGCAGCGGCUGCGCCGCUUUCACCCCUCCCCCACCGACCCGCUCUCGCACAUUUCGGCGCAGGUGCUGGCGGAACACCACGAGGCGGUGGCGGCGCUGGCGGAGUCGCUGCGACACAUCGCAGAGAAACCGGCGACGAGCCCCUCCCCGUCAACGUCCAUCUCACAGCUCAACGGAUCGCCGUUGCGAGAGGACUUUGUGCAGCAGCAACUUCUACUUCUCCCACCUGUGCCGCGCACCGCAACGGCAGGUAAUGCCGAAACACUCGCGCAUCACCUCACCUUUGAGGCGGAGCGGUGCCGCCACCUGCGUGCGUUCAUUCCCACUUUCGCCCAGCUAGCCGUUGCGACGGAUCAUUUGCUUAUGCGACUUGAGGCCACCGAGCCUGCGAUCGCAGAGAAAUGA